This is a messenger RNA of Solea senegalensis (Senegalese sole), 4919 nucleotides long. It is a transcript of the gene cdan1, whose product is annotated as codanin 1. Bases 34 to 4122 code for a protein of 1362 amino acids. NCBI's taxonomy places the organism in Eukaryota, Metazoa, Chordata, Actinopteri, Pleuronectiformes, Soleidae. The transcript has 28 exons. Gene Ontology annotation, cellular component: nucleus. The record is from RefSeq and is a predicted model, not a curated record. Gene Ontology annotation, biological process: chromatin organization.
CUCAGUGCAGCCGCCGCGCAGCGCCUAUCCAGAAUGGCGGCUCUUUUGGAAUAUCUUCUGUCCAGCAAAGUAGAUGUUAAAACGGUGACAGACUGGCUGAAAACUCCCAAGGGGAACGAAAGACUGCCAUUCAGUAAACCUGAGGAGACAGUUCACAAGCAAGAGUUUGUCCCUUAUCUUUUAAACUUCCUGAGAGAGCAGAGCAGCCAAGCUCUAACACACGGCCCUCCCACACCUGCCAAGACCCCCAGCCGUACCAGGCCCUCUCUGCACUCACAAGGCUUGACUGACCGAAAAGGCUGCAGGUCUGCUGGUGAUGGAGCUAGUUCACGGAGUGCGAGUCGGAUCCAGCUGUUUUCUCCAGCCACGUCUGUGUCACCUGGGGCUGAGGGUGAUGCCGCCAGUCGGUCAGAUUCCCACUGUCUUAGCGGGGUCAGUGCCUUCAGCAGCCCAUCUUUCACCACAAACUGGAGCCCGGCCUCCAGGCCCUCUGAGCGCAGAUCUGGCCAGAGGAUCAGUCUGGGAGACUACAUGGUUUCCUCGUCGGACGUCCAGCAAAGCCCUAACCAGCAGUCACAAAAAGGCCGCAAGAGAAGUGGAGGUGGCAUGGUUGGACAAGGAAGACACGGAGGCGGGCGUUUAGGACACCAUACUGAUGAGAAUGGAUGGUGGGACAGUGGAGGGAGGAGAUCAGGUAGAGGAGGAGGAGGAGGAGGAGGAGGAGGGUACAGCAAGAAAGGUGAGCAGGUCUCACCUCCAUCUGUGGGGCAGCUCAACUUCAACAACUUGGAGGAUUUUCCUCCUGUUGGGUCAUCACCAGUUUCACCAGUGGCAUCCAAACCAUCGAGAAGAAUAAACCCCACACCAGUGAGUGCAGAGCGGCCACAUUCCAAACCAAAGACGUGUUUCACCUCCACACCCUUCAGGAAACUUUGUAGUCCACCAUCAGAGUUAGAGGCACCUCCAGGGUCGGUGAAUGUUGGCAGCCCAUUGAGCCUGCUGGAAGAGAGGGAACUUCUUAGGAAGGAGAAGACAAAACGUGCCCAGCAGGUCACCUCUCCUCUGUCUUCCUCCCUGGACCCUUGCACCCCGACCAAGCCAGGGCUUCGGACAGGAUCUAAAGUUACACCUGACGCUCAGACAACUUCUCCUGAACCAUCCAAAGUCACCUUCUCCUUGGAGCUUGAUCUCCUGGCAGAGCUGUAUUGUACCUGUAUUUCUGAAAACCUUGUCCCAAACAUUUUCCUGGAGCUUUUCUUUGUGAUGCAGUUGUUAACAUCUCGGUCCCCUCACACUCACAAUGAAGAGGAACAGGACAGUUUGUUUGCUGUAAAUGCAGAUGUUAUGGAGAGAUGUUACCUGAGACCUGUACACAACUGUGUGUACUUUGCAGUAAAAGUUCUAGAGAAUCAGUUUCAGUUGGUUGCUCAUUUGGACAAGUGCACAUUACGUCUGCUGGCAGAGAACGAGAGGGUGGCGUCUUUCUCUCCAGAUCUUAGGGACCGUUUGACUCAAGCCCAGGACAAUAGCACAGCCAAGCUUUUUCCUUCCGUUUCCAUUUUUGUUCACUCAGUGCCGUUCCGCCCCGCCACAGACAAUAGAUCUAACUUUGGUAGUGACAAGGCCUUCCACACAUUCAAAAAACAGAGAGAUAUUUUUUACGAAGUGUUGCGAGAAUGGGAGGACUUUCACAUGGAGCCAGGAUGGAACUUUGAUUCUGCUUUAGGGAGCAGGAUAAGAGGAAUGAUGAGUCAGCUGACCUCGGCUGGAAACCAUUCUCAUUUCGCCCGUCUGUUCCUGAAGCAGCUUGUUCAGAUGUGUAAAGGCCCUCGUGUGAACAGCUCUCCUGGGGAUACCACAGACACCGACCUACUCGGCAUGAUGGGAGCUGACGGCUUGGGGCGUCUGAAGCGUCUUGAAGAGCGUCUCGUUCAGCCUCAUGGAGUUGUCGGCCCCUGUGCCCCGCCUUCCUUCCCUGGCCACCAGGUGUUCUUCAGAGACUUCCUACAGAUAGCAAGCUGCUGCCAGCUGAACCAGCACCUACAGGACAGUCUGUGUCAGCAGCUCCUCCAGCUGGACGAGGUGUCCAUCCUGAGCCCCCCUGCUUCCACUGGGGAGGGACAGGGGGAAGCAGAUGGGGAUAUGGAGCAGCAGGAUGAGAAGCAGCGGUUCACGUCAGUGCUUCUUCUCGCUCGUCUACUGGCCAAGUUUCUUGGAUUAAUUUCUUUUCUGCCUUACCAAACAUCUGAGAAACCAUCCAGAGAGAUUCAAGAGAGCGCCGUGGCCCUGCGCAGCAAGAGUGUUCCAGUGCUGGACGUGUGCGCUGUGCUGAGUAACAGUGUGAAAAGGAGGCGGACCAUCUUGACCGUCCCAUGGCUUGUGGAGUUCCUCUCCAUGUUGGACUUUAUCAGUCCUCUGCUGCUCUGCUACAGGACCGCGUUAGGCACACUGCUUCUACUGUACAGGAGAAUGCUGCUGGGCACAUGUGGAGAAAUGUGUUACCUGAACAAGCUUCUAAUGGUGUCUAUGUUGGGAUGGCUCUUUCAUAUUCCUGUGAUUCCCGAGGACAUUUUUUUCACCAAUGAGUUCACUAAGGUGGCUCAGCUGGAGGAGAGCGACACGAGUGGUGCAGGACUUGACUGCAUUCCCCUCGUGGACCAACAGCUUCUUUAUACAUGUUGUCCAUUUCUUGGUGAGUUCCGUAAGCUUCUGGCCGCAUUCGUGUCUGGGAGCACGGCCAAAAGUGGAGGAAUCAUCCGUAAGAUCACUCCCACCUCCGCUGAACCCAGGGAUACAGCAACCGCCAACAGGUCGCAGCAGAAACUACAGGUGGACCUGGAGCAAGCCUUCUUUCACAACCAGCCUCCGUCGUUGCGUCGCACUGUGGAGUUUGUUGCUGAGAGAAUCGGAUCCAACAGCGUCAAGCAUAUGAAGGCUACUUUAGUGAACGUGUUGGUAGAGAGAGGAGAGAAGAUGUUGAGAGAUGGACUGCAGAUGCCAAAAUCAAACCCUGCAAAACUAAAUGACUCCAUCUGUGCUCAGCUGUGUGACGCAGGAUUGGAGGCCCUGCCAAGAGCCACAAGAUAUUGUUGUGAGAAGAGUCCUGAAGCCAUAAGAAUUCUGCUUCCUGAUGAGACCUCUCCUGCUGUCCUGACCACGUCUGAAAACAUCACUAAACGUCUCGCGACAGAAAAAGCCUGCAGCUGGCUCUCUGCCAACAUAACAGCACUCAUAAGACGGGAGUGGAAGAGCAGAUACGAUCGUGUGAUGAAGGCUCUGGGGAGCCCGGUGGCUCCAGACUCUGGGGAAGCUGAGCAGGCCGCGGUUGAGUUGGUCACCCAGGAGCAGUCGACGACUCCCAAGAGAAAACAAGGAAGCGAGCGAGUAAUAUCCUGUCCUCCACACUGCUGCCACAGUGCCUCACUGCCCUCAGACAUACUCAUUGAAUUAAAGGAGUUGUUGAGCAUCGCAGUCGGCCCCAGGACUGAUGAGGAGCUGCCAACAGAGUCUGAGCUCAGAACACUGCUGCAGAGAGUGGGAGACACACUGGCCUGCAAAAAGUUUUCAACUGUGGUGUCCGAGCAGAUGCUUAUAAACACAACCGUCCUACUGGCCUGCAAACUGGUGUCUGCAGAGCUGCCGGUCGUGUCUCUGUCAGUGUACAGAGAAGGCGAGGAGGUUAUUGGUGGUCCUGGUUCAGGGUCAAAGCCUCCUGUCGGAGCACUACUGGAGCAACUUGCUGAGCUGUGGGAGAGAGACUACUGCUCCUCCGCCCCCCUCCACCUGCUCUUCACCCCACUCACUGUCACUGCUGUGUUGAAGGCCAGCGAGACUGAGUGGAACAAUUACCUGUUUCUGGUUAGAAAGCUGGUUGACAGAGGAAUCUUGAGCGAGGAGGUGGUCACAUCUCAUUGGAAGAAGCUAAAAAAACUCGGCCUUGCUGAUGUCUCAUUUCAGGAGCUGAUAGAGAAAUUCCAGCUGCAGUCACAGAGCAUUACACUCCCCUUGCCGCUGGCUGAGCUACCAAACCACAUGGACAUGCUGCAGAUCUCACCUCAGACAAGAGAGGGCACUAUGCGGCAGCACAAUCCUGCCGAAUUUCCCCCAAAGUGUUUUGUGUGAUUUGAGUCAGAUCUGCCAGUUUGUUGCUGAGGGAAGAGAUACUUCUGGGUAAUUCUUGUUGACCAUUUUUCCAGUUGCCAUGUCUGCACAGCCCAUCAAAGCUACUGCACAGUCGGCUUCUGCACAAACUUUGCAAGCUUCAGACUAUUGUUGUUUUUUUCCACUUGUGAAGUGUCAGAAGCCUUUCAUGAGUCCCUGUGCUCUUUUUGCGGAGUUUGUGGUGAAAACCAGAAAGCCCUGCCAGUCACUGGUAGUUGCUAAGGGACCUCACCCUCUCCUUCCUUGGAUUUACCGAUCCUUCCUGCAAGCCAACCUGUAUGUGUUUAUGUCUGGAGGGAAAUACCAGUAGAUCAAGCAUUUCAAACCAUCAAGACCAUAGCAAAGUGUUAGCAAAGACAGGAGAAGGGUGCCCACAAUGGGUAUCUGUGAGUUUUUGUAGUGAAGAAUAUAAUCUGAGGAACUUUGCUGUCAUACUAUGUAUUUCUAGAGUUGACAUGUAAGGCUUUACCAGACACAUCUAGUUGAAUUGUACUGCUUCUAAAAAUGUGAUUUUUUUGUUGUUAGUUUUUAGACCCGCCUGAGAAUAUGUCUUAAUCUCAGUACAGCACUUUCACACUCUGCCUUUGACCUCAGCACUAGUGAUUUGCAUGUGAAUUUCAUGAAUGCAAGAGUGCAUUUGUGAUAUUAUCAGUUGUUAAUUUUUAAUGAGCCCCAUAUCGUCUGCUGCGGUUGAUUCUAAAUAUUUUUACGUCGCUGUUAAGUUUAAAAUGUAAUAAUAAAGAUUUAUUCUUGUUUAA